Messenger RNA from Dreissena polymorpha, 941 nucleotides. RefSeq names its product IST1 homolog. NCBI's taxonomy places the organism in Eukaryota, Metazoa, Mollusca, Bivalvia, Myida, Dreissenidae. The record is from RefSeq and is a predicted model, not a curated record. Gene Ontology annotation, biological process: protein transport.
AACUCAAAGUCUUGUGACUAUUUCAAAACAUUGAAACUGUAUGUGUUGAUGAAAGUUUCAUUUAUGAACAGGUGUUAAGGUAAAAAGGAAACAUGUUUAGCAGUUCGGCGAAUUACAAUAAGUUGAAAACCAACUUAAGACUGACAAUUAAUCGUUUAAAAUUGUUGGAGAAAAAGAAAACAGAAAUAGGGCAGAAAGCUUUAAAAGAAAUAGCAGACUACAUAGCUGGCGGUAAGGAUGACAGGGCGAGAAUCAGAGUGGAGCAUAUCAUCAGGGAAGAUAACCUGGUUGAGGCUAUGGAGCUGUUGGAGAUGUACUGUGAUUUGCUCCUGGCAAGAUUUGGCUUGAUUCAGACACAGAAGGAGUUGGAUCCAGGCCUUGAGGAGGCCAUAGCCAGCCUGAUCUGGGCGUCACCGCGCCUGCAGACAGAUUGUCCGGAGAUUAAAGUCAUUGCUGAUCAGCUCACAAUCAAAUACGGCAAAGAGUACAGAUAAGCCAGCCGCACAAACUCUCUGGACAAUGUCAGUGAGAAAGUCAUGCAUAAACUCGGCGUUCAGGCUCCACCAAAGAUCCUGAUUGAAAGAUACAUGAUCGAGAUCGCCAAGUCGUAUAACGUUCCGUUUGAGGCGGACCCGUCGGUGAUGGGACAGGACGAGAUACUGCUUGCGGAGAAUAUGCUGAUAGAUCUGGAUGAUGGCAAGAAAGGAAGAGCAAGCGGUGGAAGUGGAAUGGGAGGAGGAGGAGGUGGUGGCAUGAUGAUGCCUCAGGCCUAUUACCAGUUUGUUUCCGGUUCAUGUUUGUUUCACGUUACAGAGGGUGGUGGAGGAUACGAGGACAGUUUCCCAGAACUCCCAGCCGUACCCAACAGUAUCCUGCCUGAUCUCCCGGGCUCCAAGUCUUCUGGGGGUGAGGACGUAGAUGAGUUAAAGAGAAAAAAGUGA